AUGCGGCCGAUAUACGCGAUAUUGGUUUACUCACGCUUACUUGGCCUUUUCACUUUAAUAAAGAUCUUGCAUCUCGCUGAAAUGGACUCUAGCCCCGCUGAGGACAGUCUCACUGAGGACAGUCAGGCUGAGGACGACCAGACCAAGGACACGGCUGACGAUUCACCCAAGGUUGAAGGAGGCGAAAGGUUCGAGAGUGUACAAGACGGCGGAGCCGGGCACGUCGAGGCCAUGUCUUCCGGAGAGUAUACCGCAGGUGCCGACAGCAGUGUGGAGGAUGUCCGCGGAGUGAGUGUUAAGAAUGGCCAGGCCUUCCCAAACGUGAGAGAGAGGCAAACCAAUUUUGGCGGCUGA
This is a messenger RNA of Linnemannia hyalina, 354 nucleotides long. The record is from the annotation of a GenBank genome assembly. NCBI's taxonomy places the organism in Eukaryota, Fungi, Mortierellomycota, Mortierellomycetes, Mortierellales, Mortierellaceae.